GCAGGGACAGGGACAGGGACAGGGACGGGGACACAGGCUUGAGGGGCAAAUAAGAAACCCAGUUUCUCCAUUCAUUAUCUUGUAAACUUCUCUCACGGGGGUUUCGCAAUUUGCCAAUAAAAUGGAAGGUAGUUUGAAGCCAAUGGAUGCAGAACAACUCAGGGAGCGUGCUCACAAGAUGGUAGACUUCGUUGCUGAUUACUACAAGAAUAUUGAAAAUUUCCCAGUUCUUAGCCAAGUUCAGCCCGGAUAUCUGCGUGAACUUCUGCCAGACUCUGCACCAACUCACCCUGAAUCAUUACAAGAUGUUUUGAAUGGUGAAAGUUUGAAUUACUUAUAUUUGCUUUUGCAAUUUGAUUUUGAUUGUCCAGUUUUACUAUUUAGCACUUGUGUGGAGAUUAUUCGAAAAGUAAGGGUCCAUUUGGUAUGUGAUUCAAUUUUCAGUUUCGAGUUCAUUUUUAAUUUUAAAAAAUGA
Molecule: messenger RNA, 475 nt
Organism: Olea europaea var. sylvestris
Lineage: Eukaryota; Viridiplantae; Streptophyta; Magnoliopsida; Lamiales; Oleaceae
Product: tyrosine decarboxylase 1-like
Exons: 4
Coding region: 122-475 (117 amino acids)
Biological process (GO): amino acid metabolic process
Molecular function (GO): carboxy-lyase activity
Source: RefSeq, a predicted model, not a curated record